AUGACUUGGCUCCGCUCGCCGUCAGCUGUUUGUUUUUGUUUGGUGUUUGCAGGUAUAUACGGGCCGGAUGAAGGGUGGGCCGGAGCAUACCCAGAAUGCAGAGAGAGGAACCAGUCGCCAAUCAACAUCGUGGAUCAGGAGGCGAAAGUGUCCAUAGAGUACCAGGAGCUGACACUAGAGGGCUUCAGCGCUGAGUCAUCCAACAAGACGUCCAUGAAGAACACUGGGAAAACAGUGGCCAUUAUGCUGAAGGAUGAUUACUUUGUGCGAGGAGCAGGACUGCCAGGCAGGUUUAAGGCUGAAAAGGUGGAAUUUCACUGGGGCCCAAGCAAUGGUUCAGAGGGAUCAGAACACAGCAUCAAUGGACAUCGGUUCCCUGUGGAGAUGCAGAUUUACAUGUACAACUCAGACGACUUCGACAGCCUCAGUGCAGCGCUCAGGGAAAAGAGGAUCAUCGCUGCCAUGGCCGUGUUUUUUCAGGUUGGAGCCAAAGAUAACCCGGCUGUGGAACCCAUCAUCCAUGGACUGAAGGGAGUGGUGCAUCAUGAAAAAGAGACCUUCUUGGAACCAUUUGUGCUUAAGGAUCUCCUGCCCUCCUCCCUGGGGAGUUACUACCGCUACACUGGCUCUCUGACCACACCGCCCUGCAGCAAGGUGGUGGAGUGGAUCGUAUUCAGUCGUCCCAUCUAUGUCUCCUACAAACAGUUGGAAGCGUUCUACUCGAUUUUCACCACGGAGCAGCAGGACCAUGUGAAGAGUGUGGAGUACCUGCGCAGUAACUUCAGGCCCAUUCAGAGUCUGGACAGCCGUAUGGUGUACAAGUCUGCUGUGAAGGAUGCAUGGCUACCUGAACUGACUGACAACAGCGGGCCCCUGGGAACUGAGGCCUCCAAAGUGUGCAGCAGCGCCCCCUACAACAUGAAGGUGCAGCAUGUGAAUGGCAGUGCCCUGGUCGUGCGCUGGGCCCACCCGGAGAUCACCUACCAUCCGCCCAUCCUGCACUUCCUGGUUUCCUACAGCUGGACCGCCCACGACGACAGCUACGAGGAGACGCACCUCACCGACGCUAGACACAAACUGGAGGCCAUCAUCUCCCCUGUGUCUCCGGAUGUGCUGUACCUCUUCAGAGUACAGGCUGUGUGUAUGAAUGACAUGCGCAGUGACUUCAGCCAGAGCAUGCUGUUCAGAGCGAACACUACCAGGAUCUUUGAGGGCACCAGGAUUGUGAAGACUGGAAUGCCGACAGUGUCUCCCGCCUCCUCGGCCGACAUGGCUCCCAUCUCCUCGGGCUCCUCCACCUGGACCUCCUCUGGAAUCCCCUUCUCCUUCGUCUCCAUGGCGACAGGCAUCGGCCCCUCCUCCAGUGGGAGUCAAGCCACCGUGGCGUCCGUCCUGACCAGUACCCUCCUGGCUGGCCUGGGCUUCAGCGGUGGGGUCAUUUCCUCUUUUCCUAGCUCCAUUUGGCCCUCCACACCAGCACAGAGAACCAAAGAUACGACUGUAGAAGAGAGGGAGGAGGCCAGAGAGGAGGGUGAGGAAGAGCGAGAGGAAGAGGAGGAGAGGAGGAAGAAAAGAAAAUCAAAAGAAGGAAACAAAACAGAUGACUCCACAGACGGAGAACAAGCAGAGACUGAAGAAGAGUACACAGAAGAGGACACAGACUGCCAAAGAAACUGUAUGCACACUGAAGCUGCCAGUGAAAUGACCGUUCUAUGCAGGCCAAGAGGGUCAGAUAUUUACCUGGACCUGGAUGUGACCCAUGUGGACUGGCCCCUACCCCUCCUGACUUUCUCCGCUCUCACCUCUGCUUGUACUGUACUGCUGCUGACUGCUCUUGGCUACUGCAGGAUGAAUGCGCUCUGCUCCCUUCUCUGUGUCAAGUACAGACGCUGUUUCCAGGCUCACCACUUGUACGUGGAGGACCGCACCUCAGCUAGAACUCUGCCUAGCGACAGUUCAUCUGCAGUCACUAUACCAGAUGACACAGAGGCAGUCUCCGUCCAGGACUUCAUCAAGCACGUGUCACAACUCCAUUCCAGUAAGCAACAUGGAUUCUCCGAAGAGUUUGAGGAGAUCCAGCGCUGUGCCGCAGACACCAGGACCACAUGGGAGCACUCCAACCACGCUGAGAACAAGCACAAGAACAGAUACAUCAACAUAGUGGCCUAUGAUCACACCAGAGUGAAGUUGAAGCCACUAACAGGGAAAGAGUCCAGGCAUAAUGACUACAUCAACGCCAACUAUGUGGAUGGCUAUAAUAAACGCCAAGCAUACAUCGCCACCCAGGGACCUCUCAAGUCCACUUACGAAGACUUCUGGAGAAUGGUGUGGGAACAAAACACUGGCGUCAUUGUGAUGAUUACCAACUUAGUGGAGAAGGGCCGGAGGAAGUGUGGGCAGUACUGGCCCUCAGAGAACAGUGAAGAGUACGGCAGCAUCGUGGUGACACUGAAGAGCACUCAGGUCUAUGCCUGCUACACCGUACGCUGCUUCACACUGCGCAAUACCAGGGUCAAGAAGGGUACCAGAGGAUCAUCUAAAGCCCGUGCACACGGAGAGCGCACAGUGCUUCAGUAUCACUACACCCAGUGGCCUGACAUGGGGGUCCCCGAGUACACCCUCCCAGUGCUCACGUUUGUCCAUCGCUCGUCAGCUGCACAGACACCGGACAUGGGGCCUAUGGUGGUCCACUGCAGCGCUGGAGUGGGGCGCACUGGGACGUACAUCACCAUUGACAGUAUGUUGCAGCAGAUCAGACACAAGAGCACAGUCAACGUGUGUGGCUUCCUCAAGCACAUACGCACACAGAGAAACUACCUAGUCCAGACGGAGGAGCAGUACAUCUUUAUCCACGAUGCCUUGAUGGAAGCCAUUUUGGGGAAAGACACUGAGGUGGCUGCCAACCAUCUCCACAGCUACCUGCAAAACAUCACCAGAGCCGACCACAGCGGCUGCUCCAGACUAGACUCACAGUUCAAGCUCGUAACACAAUGCAACGUCAGAUCUACAGACUGCUUGAGUUCUCAAAAAGAGUGCAACAAAGAGAAGAACCGAAAUUCCUCCAUAGUUCCAACGGAGAGAGCCAGGGUCGGACUUGCACCUUUGCCCGGGUUGAAAGACACAGACUACAUCAAUGCCUCUUAUAUUAUGGGUUACUAUCGCAGUAAUGAGUUCAUCAUUACCCAGCAUCCCCUCCCACACACCACUAAAGACUUCUGGAGAAUGAUCUGGGACCAUAAUGCACAAAUUAUUGUUAUGCUGCCUGCAGAUAAUAGCCUGGCUGAGGAUGAGUUUGUGUACUGGCCCAGUCGAGAAGAGUCCAUCAACUGUGAGGCGUUUACUGUCACUCUGAUCAGUGAGGAACAACUCUGUCUGUCCAAUGAGGAGCAACUCAGCAUCCACCAUUUUAUUCUGGAAGCCACACAAGAUGACUAUGUUUUAGAAGUGCGACAUUUUCAGUGCCCCAGGUGGCCCAACCCUGACGCCCCGCUCAGCUGCACCUUUGAACUGAUCAACGUGAUCAAAGAGGAGUCAGCCAACAGAGAGGGGCCCACCAUCGUGCACGACGAGCUGGGCGCGCUGUCUGCAGGGCUGCUCUGUGCUCUCACCACUCUGUCUCAGCAGCUGGAGUGUGAAGGCCUCGUAGAUGUUUAUCAAGUGGCCAAGAUGAUCAACCUCAUGAGGCCUGGAGUCUUCACUAAUGUUGAGCAGUACGAGUUCCUGUACAGAGCUGUGCUCAGCCUGGUCUCCAGUCAGGACGGUGCGGGGCCCACAGACAUUCGGGGAACACAGUCUGUCACAGACAAGGCCCAGAGUGUGUAGGCUCUGCUCCGACACAGGGUCCCACACAGGAGGGAACUCCCCCUCUACUAUUGUGGACAAGACUUUUUGAGGCCUUUUUGCCAGACUCUUGGUUAAAAUAACCUGAUUACUUUUUUACACUGAAAAGUUUUUGAUAUUUAUUUUUUUCGCCAUUUUAUGUCAAAAAGUUCUCCUACUGAAGAGUCAGCUCCUGCGCUUUUCAGUUCAAUGACAGUAGGCAACGAGAAACACUUUUGUCUGUUCUUGUUUGCACUAAAACGUCAGUGUUACUGCCUCUACUACAGUCUCUUGGAUCUCAUUCACUCCAGCUGGUUUAACAUUCCAUGGCCUUGGACUUUAAGUAACUGUUUCUGGAAACCCUUGCUCAUCCUGCCACCUGCUGGUGGAAAACGGUGUUGCCUGACAUCUCCAGAGUCACACAGCUCUCACACACUCCCUGGCCAUUUUAUUAGAGACACAUGUUUAUUGUCACUCAUAUCUAAUCAUCCUACAGAACAGGACCUCAAUGCCUUUAUACAUACAUAAGAACACCAAACUAAACCCUCACCACAGACUCACCUUUCCAGCCUAUAGCAGCACAGGGGAGCUUCCCUUUGUAGGAUAAUUAACCUGGAACAUGUUAAACCCUGUGCUGGCCUGACCUACCAUUCUGAAUGCAAGCAUGUGAUUGGCUGACCUGCCUUGAUGCACUGAAUCAUUCAUUAGCCAUACCAACUCUUCACUAUAAAAUCUACAUAAGACUGGAUAUGCAUCAUAUUGCUCCUGCCUCCUGUAAGUCCAUAAUAAAGUGCUCAUAUGUUGUCUCAAAUCAAGUGGCCAAUGAAUGUAUGUCAUUGUUCUAAGAGAGAGAUCACACUUUUACAUUCUGGUACUCAUCACUUAGUUCUUCUGUUAACACUUCUGCAUUUAGUCUCAUCCACAUUGGGAAAUCUUAGGUGGUGUAACAACUGCUACUGUGAAAUUCUUAUUUGUUUGUAUAAUUCAUAAUAUGCUUUUUAAUAUAUGGUGAUACUGUAUGUAUACAUAUAUAAAUAUAUCCUUAUCAUAAUAA
Molecule: messenger RNA, 4873 nt
Organism: Boleophthalmus pectinirostris (great blue-spotted mudskipper)
Lineage: Eukaryota; Metazoa; Chordata; Actinopteri; Gobiiformes; Gobiidae
Product: receptor-type tyrosine-protein phosphatase gamma-like
Exons: 29
Coding region: 1-3822 (1273 amino acids)
Biological process (GO): protein dephosphorylation
Molecular function (GO): protein tyrosine phosphatase activity; protein binding
Source: RefSeq, a predicted model, not a curated record